Drosophila busckii is the source of this 566-nucleotide messenger RNA. RefSeq lists its product as uncharacterized. The record is from RefSeq and is a predicted model, not a curated record. NCBI's taxonomy places the organism in Eukaryota, Metazoa, Arthropoda, Insecta, Diptera, Drosophilidae. The transcript has 2 exons. Bases 67 to 510 code for a protein of 147 amino acids.
ACAAAAUUUUGCCAAUAGACAAAUUUGAAAAACCAAAAACCAAUAGCAAUAGCAAAUUGCCCAAAAAUGCACAAAACCUGGAAGAAGUCGCUGCAUAAGCGCAAAGUUUGGUCCACUAUAUCAUGGGGCGGUCGCUUGGUUUACUAUAUGCAACCGCUUGUGGAGCAUUUCUUUGAUAUUUGGCUACAACAAUUGCCGUUUCCAACGCUGCUCAAAUUUGUUUAUUCCUGCUGCCUGCUGUUCUUCAUACUGCUGCCAAUCAUAUAUCCCAUGAUGGUGAUCGGCCUCUAUUAUAGCAUAUUUCAGUAUGUGGGCGAGCGGCACUUGGAUGUGGUGUUUCCACAGAAAUGGGAUCUCGUUGGGGCCAUUCAAAAUCUGUGGCACUUUCAGGUGACGAACAAGAAGUAUCUGCUCUUUGUUACCAUGUAUAUUGAUCGAUAUCGUGUGAUCAUAACGGCAAUAUCCUCAACUGUCGACUAUAUGCGCAUGGCCUGGUGCUUUGCUUUCUAGUAUAUUUUCUAUAUAUGGUGCUAUAAUUAUUUUUGCUUCAAUUUGCAGUGCAAUUG